AGAUCAGCGGUUCGAUGUUAAAAAAAUCUUAAAGUUCUUUAAAAUGUAAUAAAACGAUUUGGGGAAUUAUGGAUGUUACGGUUGUAGAAACCUUAACAUAUACAAAUUACUAUCCUAUUUAUCACUAUUAAUUUUUUCUCUGUAAUAACUUUGAAAUGAAUGUAUAGUGUGGACCACUAACUUUACAGUUACCACAAUUACAAAGAUUACUACUUAUUUUUUUCGUUUGUAUAUACGACUCUUUCCUAAUUUCCUGCCAAUCCAAUGUAAUUUCUACUAAAGAAAAUUCACUAUUAAUUUCCAUAAUUUGUUGACGAAAAAAAAGAUCUCCAUAAUAUUUGCAAUCCUUUCCAAAUGAAUCCAAAGUCUCGACGACUAACUUUAUUUUUACCCACUUUCCACAAUCACCAAGAUCACAACUUCCAUGUUUGGUUUGCGACAUCUCACACAAAAGCAAAUCUGACCACCAAAUCCGGAAACAAAGCUGAACUUGCCAGUUUCGUUUAAAUUCUACUUUGAUUCCGUACGUGAUCAAAAGAAAACAGAAAUAAAUCUUGGCACAAAUAUUUAUAAAAAUAAUUAAAAGGCAUUAAUCUUACCGACUGGUUAAAUAAUCCAUUUCCUCCACUACUCUCAUUUGUCUUCCCCCACUUAAUCUCUUACGUUUUGAUAUAUCCUCUAAUGGGAACUCAUCAACUUUUCAUCGCUUUUGUCACUCUUUUUUGUUGUUUCUGUCUACCUCAUCUAAUCGAACCUAAACGAUACGGAGUGUACCGCCAACAAGUGUUCGUGGAUCAAUCUGGCAAUGGAAAUUUCACGAAAAUACAAAAAGCGAUCGAUUCGGUUCCAGCCAACAAUCGUAAUUGGUUCUUCAUCAACGUUGCAGCCGGCCUUUACAAGGAGAAAAUAAAGAUACCAUAUGAUAAACCCUUCAUUGUAAUAGUGGGGGCUGGAAAGAGGAAAACUAGAGUUGAAUGGGACGACCAUUACUCAGUUGCACAAAGUCCUACUUUUGCUACUAUCGCAGAUAGCACCGUCGUUAAGAGCCUCACUUUCGUGAAUACGUAUAAUUUCCCGAAUAAUGGAAAAGUGAACAAGAACCCUAGGACUCCAGCGGUGGCGGCGUUGAUCGACGGUGAUAAGUGUGCUUUUUACUCGGUAGGGUUUGCCGGAAUUCAAGAUACCUUGUGGGAUUCGGAUGGUCGACACUUGUUUCACCGUUGCACUAUCCAAGGCGCCGUUGAUUUCAUCUUUGGUAACGGCCAAUCUAUUUACAAGAAAUGUGUAAUUCAAGUGCUAGGAGCGACACUAGAACCGGGGCUAGCUGGAUACAUAACGGCUCAAGGACGGACAAACCCGUACGACGCGAACGGGUUCGUGUUCAUGGACAGCCUCGUUCACGGAACCGGGAUGGCUUACUUGGGCAGACCGUGGCGUAGUUACGCUCGAGUGAUCUUUUACAACACUAACUUGACCAACGUGGUUGUUCCCGAAGGUUGGGACGCAUGGAACUUAGUGGGCCACGAAUCACAGCUGACGUAUGCAGAAGUUGGAUGCUUUGGAAGUGGAUCUAGUACGACGAGACGUGUGAGCUGGGUUAAGAAGCUGAAUGGACCCAUGGUUGAAAGUUUGAGUAGUCUCAACUUCAUUAACAAUGGUGGGUGGGUUCAAGAUUUGCCCAUUCGUAUUUGAUUGAUCUCAUUGCUUCUGUUUAUCUUUUUUUUUUUUUUCUUAUUUAUUAUUCCCAAGUUUUUAGUUUGACUACGUGGAUUUGCGUUUAUCAAGUUAUGCAUAAAGGUAAAUAAAGGAUCUGCAAAAUUUACUAUCGGUUAUAAGGAUUCGGUUUGCAUAUGAAUACCCAUAUUAAUUGCUUCAUGCAAGUUUCACCUUUAGCUUGUAACUGGUAAGACUUGUGCAAUACAGUAUUAAGUUUCACAGCGUUACCAAGAGAACUAGAGAAGCCCUCAAAUACUCACCGACGGUGCCUACAGCUUCUCCGGAAGCAUCACAAAAAAUAACCUACAAAUACAAUUAACAAAAGAUAAGAUAACUUAAACUUUUCAUAUAAUUAAAACCUACAUCCGAAGAACCGAACGAAUCUGACCCGAAAAAGUAGUACCAAACCCGAAUCAAAAUUAAUUAAAUAUCCAAACGGGUUCAAAAUUUUGGAAUUAAAAAAACCGAAACCAAACCCCACCCGAAUCGAAAUAUUUUGGGUACCCGAAUGUAUCCGAAAUAGAUUUAUAUACUUAAAUAUAUCCAUUAUCUUUAGAUUUGAUGUAUAUUA
Messenger RNA from Brassica napus (rape), 2287 nucleotides. RefSeq names its product probable pectinesterase 29. Bases 682 to 1692 code for a protein of 336 amino acids. The record is from RefSeq and is a predicted model, not a curated record. NCBI's taxonomy places the organism in Eukaryota, Viridiplantae, Streptophyta, Magnoliopsida, Brassicales, Brassicaceae. The transcript has 4 exons. Gene Ontology annotation, molecular function: pectinesterase activity. Gene Ontology annotation, biological process: cell wall modification.